CCUCCACCCCUCCCCUCCGUCGCCUCCAUCUCAAGCCGUCGCUAGUGGCGUAGCCGGGUCUUGUUCGGGAGCCGCGUCAGCCGCCGCGGAGUCGCCUGUGCUCGCCGCGCCGGGUGGUGAGCGGGAAGCCGGUCCGUGAGGGGAGGGGAGGGGAGAAAGAGAGAGCCAUGGGGGAAGCGUCCCGCCGUCCCCGCUGAGAGAGGCGCCCGGGCCCGCUCUGCUCUGGCUGCUGGAGCCAUGGACAAAGCCGUCGGCGGCCAGAAUGUGAAACUGUCUGCUGAAGUAGAACCAUUCAUUCCUCAGAAGAAGGGUCCGGAUUCACUUAUGAUGUCUAUGGCAUUACCUACUGACAGCGGAGGAGUUAAUGGCGUGGAACCAGCUCCUAUUCCUAGCUACCUGAUUACUUGCUACCCAUUUGUUCAGGAAACCAGUCCAAACAGGCAACUUCCACUGUAUAACAAUGAGAUCAGAUGGCAGCAGCCUAACCCAAACCCUGCUGGUCCGUACCUUGCUUAUCCCAUUAUUUCUGCCCAGCCACCUGUUUCUGCUGAAUACACGUAUUACCAAUUGAUGCCAGCACCAUGUGCCCAGGUCAUGGGCUUCUAUCAUCCAUUUCCAGCCCCUUACUCUGCACCCUUCCAGACAACAAGUGCCAUAAAUACGGUUGCAGCAGAAUGCACGGAUCGCCCAGCCCAACCCAACCAGGUCUUUCCAUUAUGUAGCCAGCAGAGUAGAAGCUCCAACAGGGGACCAGCUGUGCAAAAACAACAGCCUCCACAGAUACACAUAAAAAGCAAAAGGCCUCCAGUGAAAAGUGUUGCUAUCCAGAAAGAGACCAGUGCAUCGGGUCCUGAGAGCAGACCUAAAAUUGUACUCUUGGUGGAUGCUUGUCAGCAAACAGACUUUCCAUCGGAGAUCGCAAGCAAGUCACUGUCUGAGAGUGUGAGCAACAUGCACUGGAAACCAAAAAGCAGGCGGCGGCGAACCUCCCACCCUGCGGAAUCCUCUAGUGAGCAAGGGGCUAGCGAAGCAGACAUUGAUAGUGACAGUGGUUAUUGCAGUCCUAAACACAGCAACCAGGCUGCGGGUGUGACCUCAAGGAGCACAGACUCUGCUGCAUCAAAUGUAGUAUUCCCUUAAAUGUCUGCGGUGUUUAUUUCAGGAGCCGGUUGGGCAAGUGUCAGUUCCCAAGCAACUCAGAAAAAGCCUUGGAUAGAGAGAACACCAGUUUUCUCAAGAGGUGGACGACAACCUGAGCAAUGUAGUAAUUCACAGCCUGCCUUUAGAUGUAGGGGACAUAGCACAUCUUCAGAGAGAAGACAGAACUUGCAGAAGAAACACGAGAAGCCUACAACCAUAAACCAGUCAAACAGAACAGAGCCAAGUCCUGAGCCCCUCUAUUUCGAGGAUGAAGACGAAUUUCCAGAGUUAAACAGUGAAAAUGGAAAUUCCAAGGGUGGUAAUAUGCAGCUGAAACAUGCCCCUAAAGUGUUGGAUGGUUUACCUGAAAAUUCUCCAAUCAAUAUUGUACAGACUCCAAUUCCAAUCACCACGUCUGUUCCUAAACGGGCAAAAAGUCAAAAGAAGAAAGCCCUAGCAGCAGCACUGGCUACAGCUCAAGAGUAUUCAGAAAUUAGCAUGGAGCAGAGAAAACUCCAGGAAGCAGUUUCAAAAGCAGCUGGAAAGAAGAGCAAAACACCUGUGCAGUUGGACUUGGGGGAUAUGCUAGCAGCUCUUGAAAAACAGCAGCAAGCUAUGAAAGCUCGCCAGAUCACAAAUACCAGGCCCCUUUCCUAACAGGUGGUUGGCAGUGCUGCACCUUUUCAUGCCAAAGAACCUGCCAACCGAAAAUCCUUAACUAAAGGACAGCCGUCAGUGGGUUGUCUGAAUCCUUUGGACUCCACUGCCCCAAAAGUGAAACGAGGAAAAGAAAGAGAGCUCUCAAAGCUGAAGCGUCCAACAGCACUUAAAAAGAUUAUCUUGAAAGAAAGAGAAGAAAAAAAGGGGCGCUUAUCUGUAGAUCAUACGCUUCUGGGAGCUGAUGAAGAACAAGAGGUGAAUCUGACUCCAAAUCAGUCAGAAGAAGUAGCAUCUCCAGAAGAAACUGGCUUGAGUGUGCCGAGUGACACUUCACUCUCUCCAGCAAGCCAAAAUUCUCCUUACUGCAUGACUCCAGUAUCCCAAGGCUCACCUGCCAGUUCAGGAAUAGGUAGCCCAAUGGCUUCUUCAACCAUCACAAAGAUUCAUAGCAAGAGAUUCCGAGAGUACUGUAAUCAAGUUCUAAGCAAAGAAAUAGAUGAGUGUGUGACCCUCCUGUUACAAGAGCUUGUCAGCUUCCAAGAACGAAUUUACCAAAAGGACCCCAUGAGAGCAAAAGCAAAGAGGAGGCUUGUGAUGGGCUUACGCGAGGUUACAAAACACAUGAAGUUAAACAAGAUCAAGUGUGUUAUCAUUUCUCCAAACUGUGAGAAAAUCCAAUCAAAAGGUGGACUGGAUGAAGCUCUGUACAACGUAAUAGCCAUGGCACGGGAACAAGAAAUCCCCUUUGUCUUUGCCCUGGGUCGUAAAGCUCUUGGUCGCUGUGUGAACAAGCUAGUUCCUGUUAGUGUGGUCGGAAUCUUCAAUUAUUCAGGUGCAGAGAACCUCUUCAACAAAUUGGUGUCGCUGACAGAGGAGGCUAGGAAAGCGUAUCGAGACAUGGUUGCAGCAAUGGAGCAGGAGCAGGAAGAGGCCUUGAAGAACAUUAAGAAGGUGCCCCACCACAUGGGGCAUUCUCGGAAUCCUUCUGCAGCAAGUGCAAUUUCAUUCUGCAGUGUUAUUUCAGAGCCCAUUUCAGAAGUGAAUGAGAAAGAGUACGAAACAAAUUGGAGGAACAUGGUGGAAACAUCAGAUGGAUUGGAAACUUCUGAAAACGAAAGAGAGACCUCUUGUAAGGUUGCUGCUCCAGAAAAGCCCGACAGCAGUAAGGCUGUUGCUAAUAAGCAGCUGUCUCUAGCCACUGUUGGGGUUGUUGCGGUCACAACUCAUGGGAAAGCACUUGGUGGCAAGGAAGAACCCAAACCAGAUGACAAUCUGGAAUGGGCCUCGCAGCAAAGCACAGAUACAGGAUCUUUGGAUGGCAGUUGCAGGGAUAUUUUGAACUCCUCCAUGACCAGUACAACCAGUACCCUUGUCCCAGGAAUGCUGGAAGAGGAGGAUGAGGAUGAGGAAGAGGACGAUGACUACACCCACGAACCUAUAUCUGAAGAAGUUCAGCUCAACAGCAGAAUUGAAUCUUGGGUCUCGGAGACUCAGCGGACUAUGGAAACACUUCAGCUUGGGAAGAGCCUUAGCAGUGCAGAGGAUGAGAACGUUGAGCAAAGUGGUGAGGAGGAGGAAGCCGAAACUCCCGAGCAAGUGGAUUCGGUCGUCGACAGUGAGGAAUGGACAAUGGAUAAGCAUGCAAGUAAAGCCCAGCAGAAGCCUUCAGUCUGCAGUUCCCUGGAGACGAAGCAUACGGACUCAAACUAUAUACCAUAAACUCAAGCACAAACUCAGGAAACAUUAAUAUUUUAAAAACUAACUGUUGUAAGGAUUUCAGCCAUUGCUUUGUGUGCUUCAUCUCAGCAUUUUGCACUGUGUAACGUUUAAUAUGCAUAUUUAAUUCACAACAUAUUUUUUGUAGCUGUCUUUAUUACUUUUUCCAUUAAGAGCUAGAGUGUAUGUGCAUGUGUGUAAUGACUAUUUAUAUCUUCCUCAGAACAGAUUAUGUGUGUUGAAACUGUCAGUAGGCAUCUUUUUGUACGAGAAAACUAUUUGCAAAUGACCAUUUUAUGCAAAAUUAUUCUCAAACUAUAACUCAAAAGUUCUUACACUUUCUAGCCUGGCAGUAGUGACCAAUAUUUGCUUUGUCGUUAUAUUAUCUUGAAAUUAUUUGACCACAACUUAGCGUACCAGAAUUUGGGACAGAAAUAAUCUUUCCAGGGGCUUUUAUCCUUGCUUAUAGGAGUUAGAAAGAUGCAUAUUAGUAACUUAACUUCAAACCUCUUUUACUGGUCUCAGGAUAUGCGUCUCAGAAAUGUACUCUUGAAAUGCUGGUUAUAACCAUCUAAAACAAUUUGGCAAGGCACCUGGGAAAGAGAAAUCUUAUUUCAUUUCGAUUCACUAUCAUUGUCACUGUGCCUGUAAGGACUGUCACAAGGGGACCCAUUAAUCACAGCUACUUUUCCUUGUUGGGUUUUGUAACUUUACCGUUUGCAGUUUUCACUUAUCUCAGGAAUGCUAAUAUAAAUUUAUAAAUGCUAUGUAAAUGCAGACACCGAAUUGGAUAUUGAUCAUUCAGCAGAAAGUAAGAUGGGUCAUUGAGGCUCAAUUUAUUGGGUAAAAGGGGGAGAGUUUUGCAUGCGAUGCUCCUGAUCACCUCUUACGUUUUUAGCUUGGGGUCAGUCAUAAAAGUUGGUUCUUGUUGAUGAUGUGAACUCUUCUGUAACAGCAGGAGUUCAUAAUAGUGAGCAGGCAGAAUUUAUUUGGGUUGGUGGGAAAUCAGUUGAUUUAGUGGAAGAAAGUCAGGCUGCUUUGCUAUUAACAUAAAAAAACCAAAAGGCUUCUCUAACUUCUGCAUGCUCUGCAUCAAACUUUUGUACAUUGCAGAACAUCGAAUUGUACCCAGAUAAGCUGCAUG
Molecule: messenger RNA, 4660 nt
Organism: Lacerta agilis (Sand lizard)
Lineage: Eukaryota; Metazoa; Chordata; Lepidosauria; Squamata; Lacertidae
Gene: SECISBP2L
Product: SECIS binding protein 2 like
Biological process (GO): selenocysteine incorporation
Cellular component (GO): ribonucleoprotein complex
Molecular function (GO): ribonucleoprotein complex binding; selenocysteine insertion sequence binding; mRNA 3'-UTR binding
Source: RefSeq, a predicted model, not a curated record